CGCAGUUCGGAGUCUGUUCAUUAGCACUGUUGCGCUCUGUGCACCUCCAGUUGAAGGCUUCUGGACGUCACCACGACACUUCAGGGAAAGCUCAGACUGCAUUUUUUAAAGACUAACAAUGAGUUGUUCAAACGCAUGAACUGCAGAAGUCUAUUUUGCACACGGUUACACCUGCAUCGCCUCAGAUUUCAGCGAACGAACCAAUAGCUGAGUGAAGACAUACUGCGCGGCGCACAGGGACAGAUCAUGCACUGUCAAGCCGAGCUGAGGCUCUCUUCCCCGGGUCAGCUGAAGGCUGCCAGGAGGCGCUACAAGACUUUCAUGAUUGACGAGAUCCUCUCUAAGGAGACCUGUGAUUAUUUUGAGAAACUUUCUCUAUACUCAGUGUGUCCAUCGCUCAUUGUUCGACCGAAGCCUCUUCAUUCAUGUUCUGGCUCCUCAUCACUACGUGCCUACCCUCUCCUCUCAGUGAUCACGCGGCAGCCGCCCCACAUCCCUCAGGUGUCCUCUCCGGUCGGGGUCCCCUCGCACCUGUCGUUGCUGUCCCCGCAGCACCAUCGGGGGGGCUCCGAGCCCUCGCCGAGCCAGACGCCCCUCAGCAUCAGCAGCGAGUCGGACACGGAGCACAGCGCGCCUCGCCUGAAGAAGCCGCGUCGCAGCCGCACCAUCUUCACCGAGCUGCAGCUGAUGGGCCUGGAGAAGAAGUUCCAGAAGCAGAAGUACCUGUCCACACCUGAUAGGUUAGACCUGGCCCAGUCACUCGGUCUCACACAGCUACAGGUGAAGACAUGGUACCAAAACAGACGAAUGAAGUGGAAGAAAUUGGUGCUCAAAGGAGGUCACGAGGCCCCGACUAAGCCCAAGGGAAGACCCAAGAAAAACUCCAUCCCCACCACGGAGGAAAUAGAAGCAGAAGAGCAGAGAUUGAAGAUGGAGGACGAGGAGAGGAAGAGGAGGGCGGGCGAGAAAGCAGCACUGGUAUCACAGCUCGAGCCUGAAGAUCUCAGUACAGAAACUCACAAUCCAGCCGCGACGAUGGAGGGAUCUGAGGGAGAGCUUCUGAUGCAGUCGGAGACUCAAACAGCAAGCUAAAGCAGAACAAAGCAAACCAAAGACUAAUGCCUAACCUGAAAACAAAGAGUGCCUCAGGAUCACUGUAAAAAAAAAGCCUGCGUGGUGUUUAAAACCAUAAUGCUUUACAAGUUUGACUGGAAAUGUAUCAAUGGCGUCACAUCUAUACCUGAUGCAGCCUUUUUAUAUUUUUGUGCAUUUGCAAAUGUACCAUACAGAGAGCUAACGUGUAUAGACACUGAUUGUGCUGGCAGAACUGUGGCCUUUAUUUUAAGCAGGUAUACCAAGCAUAAGGAGUGUUAAUCUGUCCAAUCCAAGUCGGUCUGUCACAGCUCAACUUUGAAUCAUGCGUCACCUUUGUGUGCAUUACAGCCAUUAAAGAUCACUGAUCCUCUAAGCUGCCUCAAAGCUACAUAAUGCACAUGCCAAAAAUAUCGAGAUAUGCCUUAUUGUAGUGUCUUUCUAUAUACAUGUUCUAUAAAUCACUGCACUGCCAAAUAUCACAACAUUUAGUUGCUACAGUGCCUUGUCUCAGAGGAGCUUUACAAGUGUUGAUACAGUAUCUAUUAAAUGCAAGUAUAUAUUUUGCAGUGAUUUUCUAUUCAAAGUUCUUUUUUUUUAGAGGGAAAUAAAUUCUUUAAAGAUUCUGCACAGCUUUAUGCUGAACAUGUGCCUUUUGUUUGGCCAAUAAAGCUUGCAUUUGUAUCGUUCAACCUGAAGAUGAAAAGAGAAGCCAUACACUGUAUCAUACUGUAGAAAUGUGUAUAAAGUAUAAAAUAUAUGAUCUUUUGGAUAUCUUGGUAAAACAGUAUUUUAAACUGCUGUUUUAUAUCGGAUUAAAAUAGUGUGUGUGUGUGUGUGUGUAUGAUGUUACUGCCGUCCCCCGCUGUUUUUCUUUUUUUUCUUCCUCAUUUCACAGGAGCCGGGUUGACUCCGCUUUCUGCCACGAGGCCACUAAGACUCUUAAGCUGUCAGAGAUUCUCAGAGAGAAUAAAUCUCAGCCCGUGCCAAGGUGCACAGCCAAUGCUGAACAUUUAAAAUCUCAAAAACGUUUUCGGCCUGCAGGCUUUGCAUGAUUACUCCAAUCAGUGUGUUAGCAUAGCACUGUCAACUGCCUGUCACUGACUUCUCUUUAAAACCACACCUCUACCUUCUCUCCUCGCAGAUACAUGCAAUUAAAGAGUUCCACUUUUGGAAUAUAGGCAGAUUCAUUUUGUAUUUGUUAUUGUUUCGUAUGAAAAGUGCAGUAUUUUUCUGAUGUAAAUAAUGCUUGUUUGCAGUUUUUUUAGGUUCAUGUACAAUACUUUUUCUUAUGUAACAAGUGUGUGUUUAUGUAUUUAAAUACACUUAAUAAAACAGAAAUCAUUUAAAUUUCCCCGUUUGUUGAAAGUGCUUUGAGUUUU
Messenger RNA from Labrus mixtus (cuckoo wrasse), 2474 nucleotides. RefSeq names its product BARX homeobox 2 (gene barx2). Gene Ontology annotation, molecular function: DNA binding; DNA-binding transcription factor activity, RNA polymerase II-specific. Gene Ontology annotation, biological process: regulation of DNA-templated transcription. NCBI's taxonomy places the organism in Eukaryota, Metazoa, Chordata, Actinopteri, Labriformes, Labridae. The coding region runs from base 247 to 1092 and encodes 281 amino acids. The transcript is spliced from 4 exons. The record is from RefSeq and is a predicted model, not a curated record.